Molecule: messenger RNA, 1844 nt
Organism: Ceratosolen solmsi marchali
Lineage: Eukaryota; Metazoa; Arthropoda; Insecta; Hymenoptera; Agaonidae
Product: TLR4 interactor with leucine rich repeats
Exons: 6
Coding region: 72-1532 (486 amino acids)
Molecular function (GO): protein binding
Source: RefSeq, a predicted model, not a curated record
CGUACGUUUUACAAUACGCUUUUUCUCGCCUCAGCCUUUAAUGCUCGUUGUACGAAGAAAGUUGAAGUGCCAUGACGCCGCGUCAACUUCCUCUCAUCAUCGCGUGCGUCCUCAUUCCGGCGUUGGGCCUGGACACUACGACGAUCAGCAUAUCCAAGACAAGUGGCCCAGUUAAUGUUGUGUCAAAAGUGUGCGAUGUUUGCGAGUGUACAGCUGAUAAAAUAGAUUGCUCAAACCGGAAUCUUGAUAAUAAUUUGAACGAUCAUGAAUGGCCAAAGCAGCCGAUAAAAGUGAUUACCUUCGAAAAUAACCGAAUUACACAUAUAAAUUCAUUUCCUAAUCUGACUGUUAAUAAGCUGAUUUUCUAUAACAAUAAAAUAAAAACAAUUGAUAAUAAGGCUUUUAAAAUGUUGAGUAAUUUAACAGAAUUAGAUCUGAGUGAAAAUUUAUUAACUCAUGAAAAUUUUAUGCCGGGCGCACUGGAGGGGCAGUUUCUACCUGAAGCAUAUGAACCUUUGGAUAAAUUGAAGCUAUUAAAUUUAUCUGGAAACAAAUUUAAUACAUUGAAUCACGAUCUUUUUGAACAUGUACAAUACUUAAAAACACUAAUUUUAUCAGAUAAUCCGUUUGUAGAGCUCGAUAAGUCAUCGAUUCUUGCAAUCAGUAGUAUUCCCUAUCUUGAGAAAUUGGAUUUGAGUCAUUGUCAAUUGAAAAAAUUAGAUAAAGUGUCAUUCCAAUCAUUGAGAUUUUUAAAAAAAUUAGAUCUCAGCUGGAAUGAAUUUUCAAAUUUACCCGAUGCACUGCAGGAAUCCAAAUCUGUAGAAAUUCUUAUUUUAGAUGGAAAUCCAAUUGAGUUUUUAAACGAUAAUAACGGAUUUCCACCAUUAUUAAAUGUACGGAUGUUAAGUAUGUGUAAGAUGCCAAAAUUAUUGCUAAUUGGCAAAGGUGCACUUUCAAGUUUAGAAGGUCUGGAAACUCUAAAGAUUGAAAAUUGUACAUUAUUAUCGGAAAUUAACGAUGAUGCUCUCGCCAAAGAGGGGAAAGGAGGUGGAGCGACGUGGCCACCAUUAAAGGUGCUCAAUAUAUCCAAUAAUGCACUUCAUUAUUUAUCAGCUACUUUAGUCGCUCGAUGGGACAAACUGCAAGAAUUGCAUAUUAUGAGCAACAAUUGGAACUGUGAUUGCGAUAAUCAAUAUCUCAUCGGCACCCUAUUGUCAAACCAUGGAAAGAGGUUGAUGGGAGAGGAAAUUGGUAAGCUCCGAUGUUCGGGGCCGCCUGAGCUUGCAGGUAGAAGCUUGGCUUCAUUAGGGAGUCGAAAACUUCGCUGCCUGGACGCGUAUGGGGCAAGACCCGAGCGCGACGCCGCUAUCCUCCUCGGCAUCCUCGUGGGUCUCCUUUUGGCCCUGCCCCUGCUCCUUCUCAUCUUCGUCCUUUGGAGACGAGGAUUUAUCUUUUGCGGUCCCCAAGGACCGGCCACUUUUUCGCGCGCCUUUUACAAACGCACUUCACCUUACGACAACGAGGAUACGUGAGCCCGAUUGCCUCAACUUCUCGUCCCAUCGAAAAUUUAUAUUUAAGAGUUUAGCGGUUAAAUAUUCAUUGUACGAGAUAAUUCGAUAGCUUUUAAGUGGUAGAUGACGUAGGUAUUGAUAAUUAGUUAAACUGAAAUUGCCUCGAUAUUGCGAUAUUCCAAAAGUCUGUUCGGAAAUGCAUUUUAAUUCUCCAUCAUCAAUUUCAUAAUUUUAUAAAUUCAUUUGAUAUUUAAAUGUACAAGAAUUGUCUAUAAUUGCCGAAGUCCAACUAAUUUGUUUCAAUGCCAUUUUUAAUAUUUUACAUUUCAUUAU